Molecule: messenger RNA, 4855 nt
Organism: Trachymyrmex cornetzi
Lineage: Eukaryota; Metazoa; Arthropoda; Insecta; Hymenoptera; Formicidae
Gene: kcc
Product: solute carrier family 12 member kcc
Exons: 14
Coding region: 271-3693 (1140 amino acids)
Biological process (GO): cell volume homeostasis; chloride ion homeostasis; potassium ion homeostasis
Cellular component (GO): plasma membrane
Molecular function (GO): potassium:chloride symporter activity
Source: RefSeq, a predicted model, not a curated record
CCGGCGACGCGCGACGCGCACAGUAGCGUUCCGUAAUUUCACGUUAGCGAAUGGAGAGUGCGCACGCGAGUGGUCGCGCGCGAAUGUGCCGAUUCUUACAUAUCGAGUGUCAUCGUCGUCCUGUGUGUCACGCGUGUCACGCGUCGCGAGUGAUCGAACAACGAAUUUAGCCACCCGUCCCCCAUCCGCGCCGCCCUUCGACUCCAGGAAGAAUCGAAGAGAAGAACAGUGGCAGAGCAGUGACAGCGGGCAGCAAGUGGAAGAAGAGGCAUGGAGAGGUUUCGCGUAACGCCGGCGAGCAACGCCGCGAGCUACAGUCCGCAGUCGGUGCGCGAUUAUGACCAGCAGCUGAAUGGUACGCAGUUGGAACAUCUGGUACCGAUAUCUACAAGCGCGUGCGAUGGAGGUGGCGCAGGCGGAGAUGGCGAUCCCAUUGUCAGCACCAAUUCCGAGAAGAAGUCAGGAUAUGAGACCAAUCUGUAUCUCUACAGUGAGGAGAUGGAGGACCGGCCGCGGAUCUCGACAUUGCUCAACAGCUUGGCGAACUACAGCAACACCAUCCCUGCCGCGACCGACCCGGAUAAACCGGCCCCGGCUGCGGGAGGCGGAGCACGAAUGGGUACCCUCAUAGGUGUUUACUUACCGUGUAUCCAGAACAUCUUUGGUGUGAUCCUCUUUAUCCGUCUGACAUGGGUAGUCGGUACGGCCGGCGCUAUUCAGGGCUUCUGCAUCGUGCUCUGUUGCUGUUGCGUUACGAUGCUGACGGCGAUCAGUAUGAGUGCCAUCGCUACUAAUGGUGUGGUGCCGGCCGGUGGUUCCUACUUCAUGAUCUCGAGGAGCUUAGGCCCGGAAUUCGGCGGCGCGGUGGGUAUGUUAUUUUAUACUGGCACCACCUUGGCCGCCGCGAUGUACAUCAUCGGUGCCGUCGAGAUCGUCCUCACUUACAUGGCGCCGUCACUCAGCAUAUUCGGCGACUUCACGAAAGACGCCAGCAUUAUGUACAACAACUUUCGUGUAUACGGCUCCGUCUUACUGAUGAUAAUGGGCACGAUUGUCUUCGUGGGUGUGAAGUUCGUUAACAAGUUCGCCACCGUCGCACUGGCCUGCGUCAUUUUAUCCAUCCUCGCUGUUUACGUGGGACUCUUCGUAAACUUUAACGGCAACGAGUCUCUGAAAUUAUGUCUGCUCGGCAGAAGGCUAUUAAAGGACAUCAACGUUUUAACAGAUUGCAAUAAAAAUUUCAACGGUGUUUUGCACAAUAUUUACUGUAAUGGCACGAAAUGCGAUUCGUAUUAUGCCGAGAACAAUAUUACCAUCGCCAACGGUAUCCGCGGCUUGGCGAGCGGCGUGUUCCUAGAGAACAUAUGGGACAGUUUCCAAGAGCAGGGUCAAUUAAUCGCUCACGGAUAUAAUCCAAAGGACGUCGAUGUCCUGUCGGGAUCCAGCUACAACCAGAUCCAGGUCGAUCUCACCACGACCUUUACUAUUCUCAUCGGCAUAUUUUUCCCUUCCGUGACGGGUAUUAUGGCGGGCUCUAACCGAUCCGGUGAUCUAGCUGACGCUCAAAAAUCCAUUCCGAUCGGAACGAUCUGCGCGAUCUUAACGACCUCCACCGUCUAUCUGUCCAGCGUCCUUCUAUUUGCCGGGACUGUUGACAAUCUGCUGCUACGUGACAAGUUCGGUCAGAGUAUCGGCGGCAAGUUGGUGGUGGCAAAUAUGGCGUGGCCGAAUCAGUGGGUAAUCCUGAUCGGUUCGUUUCUGUCCACCUUGGGUGCCGGUCUGCAAUCUUUGACAGGAGCACCGCGAUUACUACAGGCAAUCGCCAAGGAUGGCAUCAUUCCCUUCCUGAAGCCAUUCGCUACCAGUUCCAGUCGAGGCGAACCUACUCGUGCUUUGAUACUCACUGUAGGAAUUUGCCAGUGCGGUAUCCUACUUGGCAAUGUGGACUACCUGGCACCAUUGUUAUCCAUGUUCUUCCUCAUGUGCUACGGCUUUGUCAAUCUUGCCUGUGCACUGCAGACUCUGCUGCGUACGCCAAAUUGGCGGCCACGCUUCAAAUAUUAUCAUUGGAGCCUGUCGUUCCUUGGCCUGUCGCUUUGCAUCGCUAUCAUGUUCAUGACUAGCUGGUAUUACGCAUUACUAGCGAUGGGUAUGGCCGGCUGCAUCUACAAGUAUAUAGAAUAUCGCGGUGCCGAGAAGGAAUGGGGUGACGGUAUUCGCGGUUUGGCGUUAUCCGCUGCCAGGUACUCGCUGCUCAGGCUCGAAGAGGGUCCACCACACACGAAGAACUGGCGUCCACAGAUCCUGAUCCUCGCCAAACUUACAGAUGAUUUGGUGCCUAAAUAUCGCAAGCUCUUCGCAUUCGCUAGUCAGCUUAAGGCUGGCAAGGGUCUCACCAUUAGCGUCAGCUGUAUCGCCGGUGACUAUACACAGAACUCGGGUGAAGCACUAGCGGCCAAGCAGAGCCUGAAGAAAACUGCGGCGGAAGAAAAAGUGAAGGGCUUCGUCGAUGUUCUUGUUGCGAAAAAUGUUGUCGAAGGGCUGAGCUCAUUAAUACAAAACACUGGGCUUGGCGGACUAAAACCGAAUACAGUGAUAUUGGGUUGGCCUUAUGGUUGGCGACAGUCGGAAGAGGAUAGAACCUGGCGAGUCUUCCUGCAGACCGUAAGGAGCGUCGCAGCCGCGAAGAUGGCAUUGCUAGUGCCCAAAGGAAUAAACUUUUUCCCGGACUCUAGCGAGAAGAUAAUCGGCAACAUUGACGUCUGGUGGAUUGUGCACGAUGGCGGCCUAUUAAUGCUACUGCCGUUCUUACUGAAGCAACAUCGUACCUGGAAGAACUGUAAGAUGAGGAUUUUUACGGUCGCGCAAAUGGAGGACAACUCAAUACAGAUGAAGAAAGAUUUAAAGAAGUUCUUGUACGACCUGAGAAUCGAGGCGGAAGUCGAGAUUGUCGAAAUGACGAACACCGACAUCUCCGCGUACACAUACGAACGCACUUUGAUUAUGGAGCAAAGAAAUCAGAUGCUACGCGAGUUGCAACUAAACAAGAAGCAGUCAUUAGGAGUGGUGCAGGGAUUGGUGGACUUCAACGAGGUACCCGCCGAGGAAAAAUUACCUCUGGUACAGGCGAUCGUAGAUCAUCAUCACAACGUGGAUGCCAAAGUGCCAACGAAAGUGAGAUUCCAAGAGCCGGGUAACCAGAGUACAAACAUAACCGACGACACGAAGCUGAUGCAGGAAACCGAAUUAAAUAACAAGGAGGACGCUGAAGAGGAGGCAAACGAUAAAGACGAAGCUAAAGAGAAUAACGAAGAGACACAGCUGAUUGGCGGCUCGCCCAAAGCAGAGAAUAAAGAGAAUACGGAGAAGGAAGCGAAGGAGGCGGAGGCGAAAGAGACAGAAAACGACGCGCAGGAAAACAAAAACCAAAGUCCGGAGAUUAAGAAACCCACAAUUACACCCGACGAGGGUGACGUGAGACGUAUGCAUACUUCGUUGAAGCUGAACGAAGUAAUCCGUAAAAUGAGCAGUGAGGCUCAACUGGUAAUCCUGAAUCUUCCCGGACCGCCGCGAGACACGAGGAUGGAGCGUGAAUCUAAUUAUAUGGAAUUCCUCGAGGUGCUCACCGAAGGCUUAGAAAGGGUACUGAUGGUGCGGGGUAGCGGACGGGAGGUGAUUACCAUCUACUCGUGAACUAAAACGACGGGAAUUGAUGCCGUUGCCUUGCGGAAGCAGAGCUCUAGUUUACUUCUCAGUGACCUAAACGACACUACCUUAAGGAACAUACUACUCUUGUGCCAUUGUCUGCGGCAGUCACUUGCGCCGCGCACUCUGAAAGUCGUUAAGGAGAAGAGGAUGACGACGAUGACGACGAUCGUUCAUAUCGGAUAUGGAAAAGAAAGUUUUACUGAAGCUGACUUAUUAUGUGGACCGCGACGACCAUUCGUCAUCCGAUGAUGAAGCCAAACGCGAUGAUGCCAAAGGAUAGGUUUUUCUUCGAAUGAAUUUUUGAGCGUAGAACGUGCGAGUUUAUGUGUCAGGUAUGUACGCGUUAGAAGAGGGUCGCAUACGGUAGCGAAAGCUGCUCAAAUUCGAAUUCAACAACCUGUCGAGCUCGGCCGAACUCGCUGGACAGAGCACACUGUGCAUCUCUCAAAAAAAUUGCCGGUACAAAAAAAAAACUGUAGCUCAAUGAGACCCAAGUCCCGAGUAAAACGUCACUUCGAUUCAAUUUUCGCAACUACUAAAAACCACGUCUAAAACGAAGAAGAAAAUAAAAGUAAGAAAAUGGCAAAGAAACAGGGGGGGAAAAAUCAAAAUUUGGUCCGAGGCUAAGGUCGAAGCAUCUACGAAACCACUGCCAGACUACUUUCUAAAUGCUUCGCGUUUAACCAAAGACGCGAGAGGCUCAUUUUUCUACAUGCAUUGUCGUUAAUAGGGAAAGAAUAAGAGUAGGUACGUAUAUAAUUUUAUUGCUUGUUAUAGGUGAAUCUAGAGUAGCCUAGGAUAGUGCCGACUUUUAUUAUGGUUAUAUAAUAUAUAUGUGUAUUUGAUAAUAGAAAACGACGAGUAUGUCGCGAGUAUUAUUGCAUUACCUUCGGGGAUUGGGACCCCGCUCUUUUUUCCAGUCUCGCGCGAAAAUCUUUACGUACAUACACACAUGCAGGACGUACAGACACAUAUUCGUACACAUAUUCGCGCGCGUUUGUAUCGUCUUUAAGGCCUACUGGUCCAAGAUGCCACUACCACUUAAUCGAUAACACCAAGUGAAAUUGAAUCGUGACACGAGGAGUGCAACCCGAAAGACUCAAUACCAAAAAUACGCGGCGAUCUUACCGAAUCUCAUCGAAAAAAA